AUGGCGGCGUGCCGGGGCUUCUUCGAGUGCCUGCUCAGGCUGCUCAACUUCAUCCUCACCGUCGCCGGCCUCGCCAUGGUCGGCUACGGGAUCUACCUGCUCGUCGAGUGGAUGAAAAUAUCCGAGGACGGCAGCGGCGGGAGAUUGACGUCGGAGGUGCUCGUCUCCGGCCGGCCGUUGUUGGGAGCUGUCGCUCUCGGUGACAGCUUCCUCGACCAGCUACCCAAAGCAUGGUUUAUUUAUUUGUUCAUUGGUGUUGGUGCUAUCGUCUUCCUCGUGUCUCUGUUUGGCUGCAUUGGAGCAGGGACAAGAAACACCUGCUGUUUGUGUUUCUAUGCUUUCUUGGUCAUAUUGUUGAUCCUUGCUGAAGCUGGAGCUGCUGCAUUCAUCUUCUUUGACCAAAGCUGGAAAGAUGGAGUGCUCUUUCUGUUAGCUCUGGUUGUCAGGGCAAUGAACAAACCUGCUGAGUAUGACAGUGAUGAUGAAAUUAUUGCAAUUGGCCGAAGCCCUACCAUGCGGCAGCCAUUGAUCCAUGCCCAAAAUGUGCCUGCCACUGGUGUUCCUGUCCCAACACUCGAUCAGCGUGCAAGUAGAAAUGAUGCCUGGAGCCAAAGGAUGCGAGAGAAGUAUGGUCUGGACACGAGCCAGUUCACGUACAACCCUUCAGACCCAAGCAGGUACCAGCAGAAUGGCACGCCACAGGCUGAAGAAAGGAGUCGAUGCACUAUAAUGUGA
Miscanthus lutarioriparius is the source of this 735-nucleotide messenger RNA. The record is from the annotation of a GenBank genome assembly. Lineage: Eukaryota; Viridiplantae; Streptophyta; Magnoliopsida; Poales; Poaceae.